UACUUACGUAUCGGAUGUGACAUAGGAGGGAUUACUGCAAUGGCAUAUGCUAUGAGACAUUCGAAAAGCAGAAGCCACCUUUUGAAUAACAUGCUCACCACUCGUCGUUCGAUUUGUGCGAUGAAAAAGAAUACUUAUGCAAGAGUUGUUUCUCACUCCAUAGACGAGGACUAUGUCAAAACAAAGCCUUUUAAAGCGAUUCCGGGACCGAAAGGACUACCUUUUAUCGGCACGCUAAUGCAAUAUACAGGUCCAUUCCGAAAGUACGACACAAUGCACUACCAGGCUGUUCUUGAAUCACGCUGGAAACAGUAUGGGCCUAUUGUAAAGGAGACCAUUGGCAAUCAUACGGCGGUCCGACUGUUCGAUCCCGAUUUUGUCCAGACUAUUUACAAACACGAAGGGGUGUGGCCAAGCAUCGUCCCGAUCCUAGAGUGUUCCCGGAAAUACCGCGAAUCAAGGAACAUGUCUCCUGGACUUGGGAACGUAAAUGGUGAAGAGUGGAAUGAAAUGAGGAAAGCUGUUCAAACAGUGAUGUUGCGACCCCAAGAUGUAACUCAAUUUCUUCCAUUUAUGAACGAGGUAGCUGAUGACGUCAUAGACGAAAUAGAAAGCAGGAAAGAUUACGAGGGAAAUAUCCAACAUUUCAAUAAUGUCAUGGGAAGAUGGAAUUUGGAAAGUGCCGGAAUGAUCUGCUUUGAACAGAGGCUUGGCUCACUGAAGGAUGGAUUGCAUUCACAUUCGCAGAGAAUGCUACAAGCGAACGAUGAUAUAUUUCACCUUGCCACACAAAUGAUGUUUACACUUCCUUGGAAUUUCAAAACCUAUUCGAGACUUUCAAAGAGACACUACAAGGCAGAAGAUUAUUUCUACGGAAAUGGUCAGCAUCUGCUAGACACAACUGUGUCGAAUAUAAAAAAUCUCACAGAUCAGGGGAAGCUGAAAGAAGGGCAAUUCAUGUUCAUUUCUCAUCUGUUAUCCAAAACAAACCUCGACUUCAAAGAUCUGAGUAUGACAGUACUGACCCUAUUUGCUGACGGGCUGAACGCUACAGUACCAACGUUCCUGCUAGCUUUGCACUGUUUAGCAAAGAAUCCAGAGAUCCAGGAAAUCGCAUUCAACGAGCUCCAACAAAAUACUCCAGAUGACAACUUAAUUACCAGGGAAUGUCUGAAAAACUUGCAUUAUUUGAAAGCGUGCUUCAAGGAGUCCUAUAGGUUUUAUCCAUUGAAUCUUGACACAAAGAGGGUAUUAGACCAUGAUAUUGCUGUGGGAGGAUACCAGAUACCAGCUGGGACUGUGAUAGAGUUGUGUUCUUUUGUACAACAAAUGUCCCCCGAGUAUUUUGACAACCCGACGGAGUUCAAGCCAGAGCGAUGGAUACGAGGAAGUGACCACUUCAAAAUGCACCAUCCAUUUAUUGUUAUUCCGUUCAGUCAUGGCCCGAGGAUGUGCAUAGGUCGGCGCAUAGUUGAACAGGACAUGUACGUAAUGAUGGCGAAACUGCUUAAAAUGUACAAAGUCACCACUCCAACUGACGAAUUGGGCCUGAAAUAUCAGAUCAUUCAAGCACUGGAUAAACCCGUAACGUUUACAUUUCAGAAACGUUAAUAGAAGAGUAUAUGUCCAUCUGUAUUUUGAAUGAACAGCAUAUUAUGCAUACGUGUCAGUUGCAUAAUGUAUACAGAAGAACGUGUUCCGGGCAAAAUAGUAUAAGCUUCGUUAUAUAAUGUAAACAGAACACAGAACUUUUGGGAUAUUAACUCAUUAGCCCCCGACAUUUCAUAAUGAGGUAUUCCAACCUUUGAAUUGGAAGAGUUCAACUGUGUCUACAGGAGUGAAUCAGUUAAUUUGGACGGAACCAAAGAGUAACCUGAUUAUACGCUUUUGGUCAGAAAGAAAAUUCCAUGUCUUCGAUCGGGGAAUCGAACUUGGUCGUCUUGAUGAAAGGCGAAUGCGCUAUCCACUUUGGCAUUCGAGCAGCAAACGUCUCUACAACUGUUCAUACCCGAAUCGAAACAAUUCUGUAGGUAACUUUUCACUGAGUGACUCAGCAGUAUGCAAAUAAAAUACAAUGUUAAUUUCAUUAUGUAUAGUAAAAUGGAAUAUAGUGUUUAACUCUAGAUAUGUGAGUGACUACUGCAUACCGUGAAACGUUCGCCAAAUGUUUGCCCUUCAGAGGCAAAAUCUGAAUACGCUUAGUGCAAAUAUUGCCCUAUUCCGUAUUUUCGUAUUGCAGAGUUAUCUGCUCUUGUGAGAAGGUAUUGAUUGUUACG
Messenger RNA from Mizuhopecten yessoensis (Yesso scallop), 2276 nucleotides. RefSeq names its product probable cytochrome P450 CYP44. Gene Ontology annotation, molecular function: monooxygenase activity; oxidoreductase activity, acting on paired donors, with incorporation or reduction of molecular oxygen; heme binding. The record is from RefSeq and is a predicted model, not a curated record. The transcript is spliced from 9 exons. NCBI's taxonomy places the organism in Eukaryota, Metazoa, Mollusca, Bivalvia, Pectinida, Pectinidae. The coding region runs from base 40 to 1611 and encodes 523 amino acids.